ACGUCGAAGUCGAGCACCGCACAAUCGAUGAAUCGCGCAACCUGACAGCUUCAGUUCGCCUGGCUGUUGCUAACACGAGAAUUUAUUGCCAUGUAGCAUUGUGCUAACUAGCGAGUUCGUCUAAACACGCCUUGACAUCUUGUUUUUCCUGUCAGCUUUUUAACCAUGUUGAGUUCGACAUGGAAUUUCAUCAAACGCCAUAAGAGGAAAUUCAUCUUUACUGGAGUUUUUGUUGGAGGUGUGUACCUACUUGGUAAAUAUGCACAGAGAAAAAUCCAGGAGAUACAAGAGCGAGAGGCAGCAGAAUAUCUUGCUCAAGCUCGGAGACAGUUUCAUUUUGAUAGUAACCAAAGGACGUGUAACAUGACAGUGUUAUCAAUGCUUCCAACUUUAAGAGAGGCGAUCAUACAUCAUCUGAACUCAGACAGCCUCACCUCUUUGCUGAAGACCAAGCCGGCUAAUAAACUCGAAAUCUGGGAUGAUCUAAAGAUAAUCAGUUUUACCCGCAGCAUUGUUGCUAUUUACAGCACUUGCAUGUUGGUGGUCUUGCUGCGAGUACAACUUAACAUAAUUGGUGGCUAUCUGUACCUGGACAACUCCGUGACAAAGAACGGAACGACCCCUUUAGCCCCUCCUGAUGUCCAGCAACAAUAUUUGUCAAGUAUUCAACAUCUUCUUGGCGAAGGGCUCAUUGAACUGAUAACUGUGGUUAAGAAAGCUGUCCAAGAAGUUCUCGGACCGGUGUCGCUAAAGCAGUGUUUAUCCCUGCAAGAUUUGGAACAACAGUUAACUCACAUCAGACAGGUAGUCGAAGACGGCUGUGCUUCCUCGAAACACAAGAGUCUUUCCUGGUACAUGAUGCCUGAUGAAGAGAACACGCUAGCGUCACAGGCCUGUGGUCUGACAGAGAACGAUGUCACAACGAUAAAACUGCUUAAUGAAACAAGAGAUUUGCUUGAAAGUCCGGACUUUAGUACUGUACUCAGUACAUGCUUGACUCGAGGCUUCGCCCGAUUCCUUGACAACAUGGCAGAGUUCUUCCGGCCCCCACAGGGAGACUCCACCGCCUGCAGCUCACCUGAAACCUCGGUACUGUCUCCUGUAAGCCUCCCGCUUGCCAAAAUCAUCCCCAUCAUUAACGGACAGAUACAUUCAAUAUGCAGUGAAAUACCAAGUCACUUUGUCCAGGAUCUUUUGUUAAUUAACCAAGUAAAAGAGUUCGCUGCCAAUGUGUAUGAAACAUUUAGCACCCCCCAUGAACUUCAAAAGUGAGGACAGGAUCGAGCAAGACGUCUUUCAAAUCUACUUUAAGCAGAGACUCUCAUCCUGUGCAGAAAAGACAGCAUGUUUUGAAAUCUGCUGAGAGACAAGUGCGUGUUUUUUCACUCAGGAUGGGAUAGCUUCUUAUGACCUGCCAGCUGUCCUAUCAGUUUGUCGGGACCUCCCUAACAAAACAGGAUAGUUGUAAAUAACUUUCGAUCAUGUCCCAGGCAUGCCAAGGUUUUACAGGCUGUAAUGAACUUUAGUAUUUUAUUUAUUUUUAAUCUUUGUAGCAACAAUCUCAUUACUGUACAGAUAUGUCACUGACUAAUGAUAAAAUUGAUUAAUCUAUGCGUUCAGACCUGCAGUGUGUAAUUAAAAGGUAAGGUUUGGAAUGGGUUUUUAUAGAUAAAGAUUUUUUUGUUGACAUAAUUAAUUCUUACACAUUUACACCCCCUUCCCGAUUUCCUGCAUGACAGCACUUCGUAUUGUAAAAGGGGGGUGCUUUUUCAGGAGCAUUUUCAUUUAGACUUGGAUUUGGGAUGUUUCUGAUUGAUGGGAAUUGAAUUUUUUGUGCAAGUAGUAUGUAGUAUACUACUCCUUUUGUAUGAUGACCCACAAAUGUCAAUGUUAAUCAAUAUGUCUAUGCGUUCUUUUAAUCUAUGAAUUAAAAUAACAACAUUUGUUCAGAAAAGGGAGUGUUGCAGUAUCAAGAGAAAUUAUAAUACUGCGGUGUAUUGCCAUUUUAUUUCAUUUAGCAGAUGCUUUUAUCAAAAGCUUUUAAGAGCCAUUGUAUCAGCACAGCCCAUUGAUGACCCAACUUCCCUAUGUCAUUGAAAUUCUCACAGUUCCCCCUCUAGGGGGCAGCACACAUUUAUAAUUGUUCAAAGCAACUGGGAAACAUUUCUGUCUCAUCAUGUUCUAAGAAAAAGCUUAUUAAUCAGUAAGUACACUUAAAGAGGAAGAAAUUAAGUAAUAUCUGUCCGAAAGUUCACACAGCGUAUGAGGCCUGAACAUGAGGGAAGCAUAUGAUUUAAGACUGCUCUUUCACAAGACAUCAUCCUUUUGAUGCAACUUCCUUGUGCUCUAGAAACCUGAACUUUGCUUUGACUGAUAUGGAUGAAACUAUUUAUUACAUGGCUUGUUGGAAUGCAUGAUUCUGAUUGGCCAGUCGCGACAUUUGCAGGUUCGCUAUUCCCAAAUAACAAAUUUAAAUUAAUAUUUCAUGUCCAGUUUUUUUCUCAUGUGGCAAACAGCUUCGUGUCAGGUCCUGUUGGGGCUUAUUUCUGCAAUAAAAAAACGGCUUUCUCUACAUUAUCCCUUACAUGUAUGCUGCCACUAGUGUGGGGUCAAUAAUAAAUUAAUUAUAAUUGUAACCAUCAACACUAAAUUAUACCUCUGCACUGUAAAAAUGUGUUGCCGACUUAAGUUUUAAAGUUCAAGUCAUUUCAGCUCAGUAAUUUAAAUCAUGGAUGAAUUGCUUUGACCUUAAUCAUUUUGAAAAAUGAAUGUAAAAACAUGCUGCCAUGACUUAAUCAUCACAAUGUUUUACAGUCUGUGUCUUUUGAGUUAAAGGAUCUACCAAAAAUAAAAAUUCUGUCAUUAUUUACUCACCAUUUUGUCAUUUCAAACCUGUAUGACUUUCCUCCGCAAAACAUAAAAUAAAAUAUUUUGAAAAAUGCUCAAAAUAUCACUUGCAUUGGUUUUAUGUCCAUAGAAGUGAAUUGGGUCCAAUGCGGUUCGGUUACCAACUUUCUUCAAAAUAUCUUCUUUUGUGUUCUGCAGAUGAAAGAAGUUCAAGAUUUGAAAUGAUGAGAGGGUGAGUAAAUGAUAGCAGAAUUUUCAUUUUUUGGGUGAACAUAAUCACUUAAGUGGAAAUAUUUGUAAUAAAGCUAUGACCACUAGUGGAAAAGCUUCUAUUGAUGGAAAAAUGCCAUUUUGUAGGGCAAAUGUUGAGUAUGUAACAGCCCAGUGCAGGAUCUUUGCUGACAUCAAAGUCUGAAUUCUGUAAGAGGUGACUCAUGAGUCAUUAUGCUCUUAUGGACACUACUUGUAAUCUAAAUUUUCCUAUAAACUUGAAAUACUGAAGUAUCUUCUACAUGUAAAGUACUCCUGUAAAAAUACCAAUAACAGGGCAGAACAAAAGAAAAGUACCUUUAAACAAUCUAAAUGAUGCAAUAUCAGACAACUGUAUCGGUCGGCUUGUGGUUAAUUCCACAGCCGAAA
This is a messenger RNA of Triplophysa dalaica, 3486 nucleotides long. It is a transcript of the gene pex3, whose product is annotated as peroxisomal biogenesis factor 3. Gene Ontology annotation, biological process: protein import into peroxisome membrane. Lineage: Eukaryota; Metazoa; Chordata; Actinopteri; Cypriniformes; Nemacheilidae. The transcript is spliced from 12 exons. Gene Ontology annotation, cellular component: peroxisomal membrane. The coding region runs from base 166 to 1272 and encodes 368 amino acids. Gene Ontology annotation, molecular function: protein-macromolecule adaptor activity. The record is from RefSeq and is a predicted model, not a curated record.